AUGCCUUUCUCCUGGCAGGCAGUGCUGGCCUGCAGGAAAUACCUCAUCAUCAUCCUGGUACCCCUCCUCUUUCUCCCUCUGCCUCUGCUCCUGCCCACCAAGGAGGCACUGUGUGGCUAUGUGAUCAUAGUGAUGGCACUUUUCUGGUGCACAGAAGCCCUGCCUUUGGCUGUCACAGCUCUCCUGCCCGUCCUGCUGUUCCCACUAAUGAAUAUCAUGGAUUCAACAACAGUCUGUCAGGAGUACUUGAAGGACACCAACAUGCUCUUUUUGGGGGGCCUGGUGAUGGCCAUUGCCAUCGAGACCUGGAACCUGCACAAGCGAGUGGCUCUGCGGGUCCUGCUGAUCACUGGUGUCAGGCCAGCCCUACUCCUGAUGGGUUUCAUGGUGGUGACAGCUUUCCUGUCCAUGUGGAUCAGCAACACAGCCACCACUGCCAUGAUGGUCCCCAUAGCACAGGCGGUGAUGGAGCAGCUGCACAAGUCAGAAACUGAGUCUGGCACCACUGGCCAAGUGCCUGGAAACACCAACAAAGCCUUUGAGCUGCAGGAAAAGUUACCUGACAGCUUCAAAGAACCAGAGGAAAAAGGUAAUUCUCAUGUCCUGACAGUCGAGGAAGAGAGGAAGAGAAAUGAAGAGAUUGAGAAGAAACACUUGAAGCUGUCCAAGGGAAUGUCCCUCUGUAUUUGUUACUCAUCCAGCAUCGGAGGGAUCGCCACUCUGACUGGGACAACUCCAAACCUGGUGCUACAAGGCCAAAUUAAUGACAUCUAUAAAGACAAUGGUGGCAUCAUCAACUUUGCCUCCUGGUUCUCCUUCGCCUUCCCCACCAUGGUGGUGCUGCUGAUUUUGGCGUGGAUUUGGCUGCAGAUCCUGUACUUGGGCUUUGAUUUUAAGAAGAAUUUUGGUUGUGGUGCCAGUCCUGCUGCCAAGGCUAAGGAGAAGCAGGCCUAUGAAAUCAUCAAGGAAGAGAGCAAGAAACUGGGCAAAAUGAACUUUGCAGAAAUAGAAGUUUCAAUCCUCUUCAUUCUCCUGGUGGUGUUGUGGUUUACAAGAGAACCUGGCUUCAUCCCAGGCUGGGCAACAGUUCUCUUCAACAAGGACAAUAAAAGCUAUGUCACCGAUGCUACUGUCGCCCUCUUCAUUGCAAUGCUGCUCUUCAUCCUCCCUUCUGGCUUUUCCAACCAGGACAGAGACCAAGAGCAAACAGGUGAGGCAAAGUUCCGGGCACCUCCACCCCUCCUGGGCUGGAAGGUGGUGCAGGAGAAGAUGCCGUGGAACAUCGUGUUCCUGCUGGGAGGUGGCUUCGCCUUGGCCAAAGGCAGUGAGAAAUCUGGUCUGUCUGCGUGGUUGGGCACCAAACUGACCCCUCUGCAGAGCAUCCCUCACCCAGCCAUUGCCUUCCUGCUGUGCCUCCUCAUCGCCACCUUCACCGAGUGCACCAGCAACGUGGCCACCACCACCCUCUUCCUCCCCAUUCUGGCUUCAAUGGCUGAAGCAAUUUGUCUCAACCCUCUCUAUGUCAUGCUGCCCUGCACACUCUCUGCAUCGCUGGCCUUCAUGCUCCCCGUGGCAACUCCUCCCAAUGCCAUUGUCUUCUCUUAUGGACAGCUCAGGGUUAUUGAUAUGGCCAAAGCUGGGUUUGUACUCAACAUUCUGGGAGUUCUGACCAUAACUCUGGCCAUCAACACCUGGACUUCAUCCCUGUUCCAGCUGCAGACGUUCCCAUCGUGGGCAAACAGGACAGGGACCUGCCUGUAAGGUGGGGAGGAGACAGGACCAGGAGUGCUCCUGCCAAGCUGCAAGGACAGCAGGGCUGUCACCCACAGAGGCAGGGCUUGGAGAACAGCCUGGCCUGUGGGAAAGGACCAGCAAAAUCCUCCCAAUGCUAACAGCAGGAAAAUUGCCCGGUUGCUGUUGGCUUUUGUCACCCCAGCAGGAGGACGAGGUGAUUUUUGGCUUUCCAGCCCUCCCACCUUUAGAUUUUCUGCCUCUGCAGGGGUGUUUGCCCCCAGUUGCUUUUCCAGUAAGUCUGAAAUCUGCAGCGAGACAAAAAGAGAGAGGUGUGAGUACAGAAAAGGAAGGAGAGAGACUCUGAGCUCCUGAUUUCACGCACAGGUCUGUGCUGCCACAGCUCUCCACCUGUAUAUGUGUAAAUGUUCAAGGUGUACAUGGUUGUUAUAUACUCUGUGGGCACUGACAGCAAGCUGUGUGUUGUGUGAUCACAGAAAAAUCACUGUCAGCCCCUCCUAUUUUGAAAUAUAUAUUUAUUUGCAGUCCCCUUGUUAGGAAUGUAAAAGAUUAAAUUUCUCCCAGACCAUCCACCCUGGAGGUAUUUAUGUAUUUAAGUUCAUAAUAAGAUCAUUCCUUGAAAAGGAGAGAAUCCCUGUGUG
Messenger RNA from Taeniopygia guttata (zebra finch), 2393 nucleotides. Lineage: Eukaryota; Metazoa; Chordata; Aves; Passeriformes; Estrildidae. The record is from RefSeq and is a predicted model, not a curated record.